CUCAUCCAAAAUGGCCUCCAUCGCUGCUCGCUCCGCCUCCCAGUCCCUGCGCCGCUCUCUGGCAAAGGCUGCAGUUCGCCCUGCGACUCAGUCUGCAAAAUACUCUUUGCUCGCCCGCGCCGCCGUCAACAGGGCCUCUGCCGCAACACCAGCUGGCGUCUCUGCCGUGCAGGGAGCCCGUGGUGUCAAGACUCUUGACUUUGCCGGCACCAAGGAGACCGUCUACGAGCGAAGCGACUGGCCUCUUCCCAAACUCCAGGAAUACUUCAAGAAUGACACCCUCGCCAUGAUUGGCUACGGCUCCCAAGGCCACGGCCAAAGUCUCAACGCCCGCGACAACGGCUUGAACGUCAUCGUCGGUGUUCGUGAGGGUGGUGAGAGCUGGAAGCAAGCCAUUGGUGACGGAUGGGUGCCAGGAGAGACUCUCUUCCCCAUUGAGGAGGCCAUUAACCGGGGAACUAUCAUCAUGAACUUGCUCUCUGAUGCUGCUCAGUCCCAGACCUGGCCUGAGCUUGCCCCUCUUAUUACCAAGGGCAAGACCCUCUACUUCUCCCAUGGUUUCUCCGUCGUCUACAAGGAGGAUACCAAGGUUGUUCCCCCCAAGGACGUCGACGUUAUCCUCGUCGCCCCCAAGGGCUCUGGCCGCACCGUCCGAACUCUCUUCAAGGAGGGCCGUGGUAUUAACUCCUCCAUCGCUGUCUGGCAAGAUGUCACCGGCAAGGCCAAGGAGAAGGCCAUUGCCCUCGGUGUUGCCGUUGGCUCCGGCUACAUGUACGAGACCACCUUCGAGAAGGAGGUCUACUCUGACUUGUACGGUGAACGUGGUGUCCUCAUGGGUGCCAUCCAAGGUCUCUUCUUGGCUCAAUACCAGGUCCUCCGCAAGAAUGGCCACACCCCCUCAGAGGCUUUCAACGAGACCGUUGAGGAGGCCACUCAAUCCCUGUACCCCUUGAUUGGCCAGAAGGGUAUGGACUACAUGUACAACGCCUGCUCCACCACCGCACGCCGAGGUGCUCUCGACUGGGCCCCCAUCUUCGAGAAGGCCAACCUUCCUAUCUUCGAGCAGCUCUACGAGAGCGUGAGGAACGGCACUGAGACCCGCAAAUCCCUCGAAUUCAACGGUCGCUCAACGUACCGUGAAGAUCUCGCCAAGGAGCUUGCUGUCAUUGACAACCAAGAGAUCUGGCGUGCCGGCAAGGUCGUCCGCUCAUUGCGACCUGACUACAAGCCUGAGUCUGAGUAAACGCGCGGAUUGGGGAUUUGGGGGUUGAGCUGUAGUUGUAUUCGUUUCUUCUAGCAUUCCUUUCUCGCUUUUCUGUUGUAAUUCGCAAAAGUACCUACUGGUGCACAUAUUCACAUCACUAAUCGCAUGCGGGUUUCUAC
Messenger RNA from Coprinopsis cinerea okayama7#130, 1383 nucleotides. RefSeq names its product ketol-acid reductoisomerase. Gene Ontology annotation, molecular function: ketol-acid reductoisomerase activity. Gene Ontology annotation, cellular component: mitochondrion. The record is from RefSeq and is a predicted model, not a curated record. The transcript is spliced from 5 exons. The coding region runs from base 11 to 1243 and encodes 410 amino acids. Gene Ontology annotation, biological process: L-valine biosynthetic process. Lineage: Eukaryota; Fungi; Basidiomycota; Agaricomycetes; Agaricales; Psathyrellaceae.